Molecule: messenger RNA, 898 nt
Organism: Centropristis striata (black sea bass)
Lineage: Eukaryota; Metazoa; Chordata; Actinopteri; Perciformes; Serranidae
Gene: naa20
Product: N-alpha-acetyltransferase 20, NatB catalytic subunit
Exons: 6
Coding region: 80-616 (178 amino acids)
Biological process (GO): N-terminal peptidyl-methionine acetylation
Cellular component (GO): NatB complex
Molecular function (GO): protein-N-terminal amino-acid acetyltransferase activity
Source: RefSeq, a predicted model, not a curated record
UCUGUAUCUGUUCCUUCUUCCACAGUAAUCUGAAGUCUCUUCCUGUGAGAGGUGAAAGGACACAGAGCUGCUAGCCGACAUGACAACAUUAAGACCUUUUACCUGCGAUGAUUUAUUUAAAUUCAACAAUAUUAACUUGGACCCACUGACAGAAACUUAUGGGAUCCCGUUCUACCUGCAGUACCUGGCUCACUGGCCCGAGUACUUCAUUGUGGCUGAGGCUCCUGGAGGAGAACUGAUGGGCUACAUCAUGGGGAAGGCGGAGGGAUCUGUGGCGCGGGAGGAGUGGCACGGUCACGUCACGGCUCUUUCUGUGGCUCCUGAGUUCAGGAGACUCGGACUCGCUGCCAAACUGAUGGAGAUGCUGGAGGAGAUCUCAGAGAGGAAAGGAGGAUUCUUCGUGGAUCUGUUCGUACGAGUCUCCAACCAGGUGGCGGUGAACAUGUACAAGCGUCUGGGCUACAGCGUUUACCGAACCGUCAUCGAGUAUUACAGCGCCAGCAACGGGGAGCCAGACGAAGACGCCUACGACAUGAGGAAAGCUCUGUCCCGAGACACGGAGAAGAAGUCGAUCAUCCCGCUGCCUCACCCGGUCCGACCCGAGGACAUCGAAUAACAGCCGGUGGCUCUCUGACUCUCUCUCUCUUCUCUACCAUCUCAUGUGGAUGAAUCUAAUAAUUCAGGCCUGCUCAGUCUCAGUCUCACUGUACAUAGUUAAACCGUCUCAGACGCUUACUGCUGCUCAUCGUUCCAGUCAGAGAGCCACGCCGCCAGCCCCCGUUCCCUGUAAAUUCAAAUGUUUUUGUUAAGAAAAUAAAACGACACGCAAAGUUGAAUUUGACGUCUGUGUAAUGCAGAAACAUGGUCACACAACACAAUAAAGACGGAUGGAUCAUCA